AUGUCUGCUCCUUCUCAGAACCCAGCCGUGGUUCCAGUGGCCAAGCCUGCUGAGGUGUCUGCUCAGGCCAAGUCUCGUGAUGAGGCUCCACAGGCCAAUGAGUUGAAAAAGCAGGCUGCGACCACCCCACAGGGAGGCGCAGCCGCACCUGCCAGCAAGGCCUCCGCGCUUGGUGGAAAAGGUGGUGGCAAAGGUAUGAACACCAUGAGCCCCGCAAGUGGAGGCACUGCCGCUGCAGCACCCAAGGCCAAAUCGGCACCAGCACCACCCACUUCUGCUGCCGCUAUCGUGGAGGAAGGAAAGAAGCCAAUGACUGCUGCAGCACGCAUUUCAGCCACUGGUUCCUCUUUGGCCAAAGGUGUUGGAGCCAAGGCCGAACCUCAGGCUAAGCCAAAGGCCAAGGCAAAGAUGGCCGCCAUGUCCAGCAGACCUUUGCCAAGGGACACAAUGGGAGCAGCCCCCACCAGUGUCCUGAACAUCGUGAGUGGCCAGCCUGUGCCAGCAACACAAGCUGGAACCUCUGCCUAUGCCACCAGCACUGUCGGCCCUGCACGAACAUAUGCCAAGUCUGCUGCAGGGGCGGUCAAUGGAGAAGUGCCAAAGGCUGGUCCACCAGCUGUUGCGAUGGGUCGUGCUUUGGCAGCAGGCCGCCCGGCAAUGCAAAUGGUGAAUGGCAAGCCAGUGACCACCAUCACCAAGAAGUAUCAGCUGGUCUUUGUCACUGGCGAAGUUGCCCCUUUCUCGAAGACUGGUGGUUUGGGAGAAGCCAUGGAUGGACUGCCAAUUGCCUUGGCUGCCCUGGGUCAUCGCUGCAUGGUCAUUUCGCCCCGCUACGAUCAGUACUCGGAAGCCUGGGACACUGGCUACUGGGGCUCUGUGACCAUGGGUGGCAAGCAGGAGUCUGUCCACUUUUUUCCACACUUACAAGCAGAAGGUGGACUAUGUUUUUGUGGAUCACCCAACCUUCUUGGAGCGUGUCAAUGGUUUGACAGGCUCUAA
Messenger RNA from Durusdinium trenchii, 999 nucleotides. The record is from the annotation of a GenBank genome assembly. NCBI's taxonomy places the organism in Eukaryota, Dinophyceae, Suessiales, Symbiodiniaceae.